AAAGCCCGCAGCUUCUCGGGGUAGAAGUGCCCCCUUUAAGGUAGAAGCUUUAGACAAUCCAGGAAGUAGAUUAAAAACUCUUGAGAAAGUGGAGCAGUUUAGCAUGUACUCAAAUAAACAGGAAGGGCCACGCUGCAGUAGAGGAAGAUCUUUUGACUCCAUGAACAUUGGCUUUGAGGAUAAACUACUGAACAAUGAGAUAAACAAAUCGACCUUCACAAAAAUUGAGGAAAACACAGAGAAGAAGAACACAUCAGAGAAAGAAAGAGCAACGAUCAUCUUCUCCCUGAAGAAUGAAGUGGGAGGACUUGUGAAGGCACUCAAACUUUUCCAAGAAAAUCAUGUCAACCUUGUGCACAUUGAGUCCAGAAAAUCCAAAAGACGCAACUCUGAGUUUGAAAUUUUCGUGGACUGUGACAGCAACCACGAACAACUGAAUGAGAUCAUCCACCUGCUCCGGAAGCAUGUGAAUGUGGUGGACAUGGACCCUCCAGAUAAUUCCUGUCUACACGAGGAAGACAUGUAUGAUGUUCCUUGGUUCCCAAAGAAAAUCUCAGACUUGGACAAAUGUGCUAAUCGUGUACUGAUGUACGGAUCGGAGCUGGAUGCAGACCAUCCGGGUUUCAAAGACAAUGUCUACAGGAAAAGACGAAAGUAUUUUGCUGAUCUAGCAAUGGCCUACAAACAUGGAGAUCCCAUCCCUCGCAUCGAGUUCACACAGGAGGAAGUGAAGACUUGGGGUGUUGUGUACAGAGAGCUCAACAAGUUGUAUCCCACUCACGCCUGCCGGGAGUACUUGAAGAAUCUGCCUCUGCUGUCCAAAUUCUGUGAAUGUCGUGAGGACAACAUCCCUCAACUUGAAGAUGUCUCACGCUUCCUAAAAGAGCGAAGUGGAUUCACCAUCAGACCAGUGGCAGGUUACCUGUCCCCUCGUGACUUCCUUGCUGGUUUGGCCUUCCGUGUUUUCCACUGCACCCAGUACGUCCGGCACAGCACCGACCCAUUAUACACCCCAGAACCGGACACAUGCCAUGAGCUGCUAGGUCAUGUCCCACUUCUGGCAGAACCAAGUUUUGCCCAGUUCUCUCAAGAGAUUGGCCUUGCUUCAUUAGGAGCCUCGGAUGACUCGGUUCAGAAACUGGCCACUUGCUAUUUCUUCACUGUGGAGUUUGGAUUAUGCAAACAAGAAGGGAGGCUGCGAGCUUACGGAGCUGGCCUGCUGUCAUCCAUCAGCGAGCUGAAGCAUGCUCUCUCUGGUAAUGCAAGAAUAAUGCCUUUUGAUCCAAAAGUUACAUGCAAGCAGGAAUGCAUCAUUACAACAUUCCAGGAUGUCUACUUUGUGUCAGACAGUUUUGAGGAAGCCAAAGUUAAAAUGAGGGAGUUUGCCAAGACCAUCAAGCGCCCCUUCACAGUUCGAUACAACCCCUACACCCAGAGUGUGGAUGUGCUAAAAGACACCCCCAGCAUCAACAGUGUGGUGGAGGAGCUCCGACACGAGCUCGACAUCGUGGGAGAUGCUCUCAAUCGGCUCAACAAGCAGCUGGGCGUCUGACGCCCCACAGUUCAGUCAAAAUCAGGUGUUCAGGCUCAUCCUGUGGUCCUCAGCUUUGGUGUAGAGAUGUCACUUCUGUCAUUUUUUUUUUAUUAUUAUUAUUUUGCAGUAAUGAAUGUUCACAGCCAUUUGACUAAAUGUCCGGAUGUCUUCGUUAUACAGCUCAUGAUAUUAACAGCUGUGUGGUAUGCUUUGCUUUUGAUGUCAGCACACCCAACAGACCCAAAGAGCUGCUUAAUCUGAGGCUGAGGCACUACUUUUGCUUCCAUCUUGGAUUAUUCUGGAUUCUGUGUUGCAAACAACCAACAUGCUUUCACCAUCCCUCAGCCAAUACCCCUCCCUGCUGUUACAAACACUCAUUCUUCCUGUUAACUCUGUUGCUGUGUUUGAUCAUGUGGUUUUCUUUCAUUUUUGUAAUUUAAUUAUUCUCUCUUUCAUGUCAUCGAUAAAAUGUUUGUAUUCUCUUGGUGUACAUAGCCUGGUCCUUGUGCGCUGUUAAAGGAAAUUAUGAAAGCUUAAACUAGCCAGUGUUAUAAGAAUACUUUCAUGAUUGAUUAUGGCAGACUUGACCUUUUCUAUGUUUGGUUGACUCUACAGUGAUGCUUUUAUCUUUUCAUCUAGUGGAUGUAACCGUAGUGUUCAGUGUAUUAAAAUGUUAUUUUUCUACUGUAAAAUAUAUUCGUUAGAAAUAGAUUGUGCAUCAAACUAAAAAUAAUAAUAAAAAUCACUUUGUGUCUUAAAAUAACUUGUUUAAAUCUGUAGUAUAUAUGAUUCAAAUUGUUUACCAUAUAACAAAACUUGAAACAGAAAUCAGAGCAACAGCCAUCAUAUUGGUUUCAUGCCAUCCUUGAGAUCUGUAUUACUGUUCAUAACAAAUUUAUUGAUAACUCCCUAGUAGUUUGUCUCUGUGUGCUUCAGUUUACCUCCAGCAUCAUUCCCCCCAUAAUGAAAACAAGACAAUAAAGAGUUAACUUAAAAAUUCUUAAAGUGACUUGAGAAACCUGCUGACCAACAUGCAAAUUUAACAUAGAUAUUUGUAUUUUUAUGAGAAACGGAAUAACAAAAACCUUGUAAAGCAGUCUAAGUAUUGCUGAGCUAUUAACAUUUUGGCUUUUUGUAUCAUACCAAAACAAAAGCAUGUCUAUUUGGAAAAUAAUCCCAGUUAAUAAAGUCAACUGGAUUUCCUGUAAAAUUUAUGAAAAUAAGUCCAGUUGCCUCCUUUUCUACAAGGAAGAAAACAUUUUUUUUUUCUUUCUAGGAAAUAGAGGGGCGAAUAUACUACACACAAAACAGGUGCAUGUUAUUUUGCACAUGUGCAAAAAAUUUUUUUUCUCAUUAAUAUGUGGUUUGCACCCCUUAAAACCCAAACAAUCCAUUUUUACAGCAGAAAACUAGACAUUUUAUUUACUGAAGUGCUUUCAAUCACGCGUGUGAAGGCUUGUUGUGAAGGGCUUUACGACAGUGUCGCAAAUAAUACCCGUUUCCUUCACUUGGUGUUCCAUGGAAACACGGCGUGAGUUUUGUUUACAUACUUGGGUAAGUUUGUUGCCUGUAUUUUUAAACCGUAUAACUGAUGUUUUUCCUGCCAUCUGGUUAUAAUAUAUUAAACUCUGACUUCAUGCAAA
This is a messenger RNA of Nothobranchius furzeri (turquoise killifish), 3177 nucleotides long. It is a transcript of the gene tph1a, whose product is annotated as tryptophan hydroxylase 1 (tryptophan 5-monooxygenase) a. Gene Ontology annotation, biological process: aromatic amino acid metabolic process; serotonin biosynthetic process. Gene Ontology annotation, molecular function: iron ion binding; tryptophan 5-monooxygenase activity. Lineage: Eukaryota; Metazoa; Chordata; Actinopteri; Cyprinodontiformes; Nothobranchiidae. The record is from RefSeq and is a predicted model, not a curated record. Gene Ontology annotation, cellular component: neuron projection.